Anguilla anguilla (European eel) is the source of this 2857-nucleotide messenger RNA. RefSeq names its product protein FAM180A. Lineage: Eukaryota; Metazoa; Chordata; Actinopteri; Anguilliformes; Anguillidae. Bases 331 to 834 code for a protein of 167 amino acids. The transcript has 3 exons. The record is from RefSeq and is a predicted model, not a curated record.
GGCGCUUUCAAAAGCAGCCAGCCUCUCCAGGUCCUGAUCAAUUCCAGAUUCCAGCCCUGACAAACUGCACAAGCUGGACAGGGAAUGCUCCAAAUCACGGGGAAUGAGGAAGGGAGGGAGAGACAGAGAGACAGAGAGAGAGAGAGAGAGAGAGAGAGGAGGGAGUGGGAGAGAGAGUGAGAGAGAAGAGGGCAGAGGAGGAGAGGGACUCACAGUGCAGUCUUCCAGCAGGGGUGUGUGUCCUUGACCCUUCCGAGCUGUUGGACCCGUUCUCUGCUGCGCGUUCUUGGCUCUGCAGGUGACUGAAUCGCGCUAGGUCACCUGGUCACCAUGCUGCACUGGAAGGUGCUGAUCAUUGCUGUCUUCUACUGCAGUAUCUACACGUGUGCCAGUCAGCAACGAAGCAAAGCCCUGUUCCCAGCAGCUGGCAGAGCAAAGAGAGGAGCAAAAACGAUGGUCAACCCCACCUUUCAGAACUCCAUAGAAGACAUCACCUUGCUAUAUGAGAUCAUGCUGGCAGGCCUGCAGAUCGGGGACGAGCACGCGCCCUUCUCUGUACGGGACGAGGAGCUGGCCUCUCUCCGCCGGACCCGCACCCUGGAGGCCAUAUGCGAAGACGUCCUGCCCAAACGCCUGACAGACAUCCGCCGGCUGACCUCCCAACUGUCCCAGCACCGGGGGCCCCUCCAAAAGGGGGACUUCGAGCGAACCGUGCUGACCAUGGUGUACACCGCCAACAAAAUGGCCAACACCAGCGGGCACCAGAAGGACACCUGGGCAGAAUCAUUCGUCAACCUGUACAGGGCCUUAAAGCAAGACCUCAGAGGUCAAUGAGCCGUUAGCAAGACCACCUGUGAUCUGCGAAACUUUUUUAUAAGUUUAUAUUUUAUUAAUUCUUUUGUCAGUGAGAACUGGUGCUGGAGCGAUCAUCCUGGUUUCUAGGGAAUCCCCCCCCCUUCACACGGCUCUCAAGUCAGAAUAAUCGAUUCAGGAAUGAAAUACUGUACACUGUAGGCUCCGAUCACUGCGAGGGAGCUGCGGAUGAUGUCACAGAAAUUUUGAGAUGUUUUCUUUUUUCUCCUUGAAAUCCAAUUCUUUUUUUGUUAUCUUCCCCUUGAAAGUACUAUAUUGAGGUUUUACACUAGAGCGUGUAACGGGGGGGUGGGAUGUUCAGAUCGGCUUGGUGCUACUGACUGUACUGAUUAACACUUGGUUUUCAGGAUUCGACCUCAAUGCGCGCUUUCAAUCAAUAUCCAAUAUUAAUACUACUAAUUCCAAUUAACAAAGCUGUGUAGCUGAUUUGACUCCUUGGGACUUGUCAAAUCUACUUCUUUGAGGUCCACUUUGAUGUGAUAUAAACACAUGAAAGGAUGAUGCACGUGAUUUUGCCCACACAAGAAUGGCUCUGAGCUUUAUCUAUUUACUGUAUGGAAUGAAAACUUCAAAAUGCAGAAAGUGUGAUGACUGAGAUGGAAUCCUGCGCACACGGUCAUAUUGAAAAUUUGAUGAAAAGGUAUACAUUUACACUUGGAUGGAUUGUAGAAAACCCUUAUGGAUUGUAGAAAACCCUUCCUUCAACAACAUCCUUCUAGUAAUACAUUUUUUACAUGGUCAGAUCAUACUUUUUUAUGCUUUGCAAAUAAAUAUUUUAAUAUUGCUGAAUCCUUGAAAAUAAACCAAUAACAUACUACAAUUUUAAUACCAGUGAAAAUGUAGUAUGUAACACCCUUUCCACUUGAGCUGGUCGGAAGUGAAUUAUUCUACUGUGUGUUCACACAUAAAUGACAGGAUGCUUUUUAAAUAUUCCUAAGUCCACCCUUGAUAAAGCAAGCAAUCUCCCCCUGAAAUCAAUGGAGCCUAAACGACAGCAAGCUUACUGAAAGCUCCAUGCACUGCUGUUUUAAGUAAUGUGUAUCUCCAAAUGGUUGCUUACUACUGUUUUACAACAAGGUUGAAAACAAUCCAUUUGCAGGGUGCUCUAGGGUGCAUUACCUUCACAAAUAAUGUAGAACUAAAGGUGACAUGAACCAAAUUUACGAAAGUAUAGAUGCCGGCAGCUUGUUGAAAAUGAUCUCUUAGUUAAAGCAGGAAUGUCCAGGAAUCCCUCUCCAUUUGAAGUGGAGUGAGGAGAAAGGAUUUUAAAAUAUGCAUAUGGUUUAUUUUACUCUACAAAAUCAUUUGUCAUUAGACAUUCUGUACAAAAUCAUUAUAGCUAUACAUUAUGCAUCACAAUGAAAAAUGAAAAAAAUCAAUGUAAAAACAGAUAAUGAAUGAAGAAACCAGGGGAGUGAGGUCUAGUUUUGGCAAAGAGAAAUAGUACAUCAAUAAAAAAAAAAUCUUUACUUAGAAAUAGAUAUCGAAUGAAGAAGCUAUCACUGAAGCAUUCAUUUUCUGAAACCAGUAAAUGAGGUCAGGGGUGUCGAAUAGAGGUUCCUUGUGAUUUGAUAAGGCUGCAUCAUGUGCGGAAUGACUCAUUGGCCCAGUCCCAAUUCACCCCCUAAUCACUCCACCCACACACUAACACUCAAUUUACGCAGAGUAGGCAUCUUGUACAGGGGCUGUCCCAGAACUGAGUGAGCCAAAUUUCAGCGAGGGAUGAUGGCUGUUCCGCCCUCUGACGCUCGCUCAAUAAUAAGGAAAUUAAAGUGCUGGCUUAAAAGUGAGCGCUGACCCAACAGGCAUUGCGUUGCUUAAUGCCGUUGCCAGAGUUGUUAAGGCAUGGCAGAGCUAACCACAUUUAAAAUUUGACUGCUAUGUCUUUUCAAAAUAUAGUUAUCAUUGUCUUCGCAGUAUUGUCUUGCUUGCAAACAAGCGUACACUCAAAUGAUUUCAUCGAUUAAAGUGUACUGAUAACAAA